Lycium barbarum (goji berry) is the source of this 1325-nucleotide messenger RNA. RefSeq names its product serine/threonine-protein phosphatase 7 long form homolog. The record is from RefSeq and is a predicted model, not a curated record. The coding region runs from base 1 to 1149 and encodes 382 amino acids. NCBI's taxonomy places the organism in Eukaryota, Viridiplantae, Streptophyta, Magnoliopsida, Solanales, Solanaceae. The transcript is spliced from 5 exons. Gene Ontology annotation, biological process: meristem maintenance; meristem development.
AUGGUCAAUCAGAAGGCUAGAUGUUAUAUGUUUUGGAUGACUGCUGGUAUGAUGAUGUCGGAUACAUCUGGAAGUAAUUUGAAGCUUAUGUACUUACCUAUGCUCGAGGACGUCAACACAAUAGGAUCUUACAGUUGGGGUAGUGCGACCCUAGCGUGCUUGUAUCACUAUCUUUGUAAGGCCUCACAGGCUAAGCAACAUGAGAUAGCAGGAUUCCUACCACUACUACAGGUUUGGGCAUGGGAGAGAAUUACUGUCCUCAGGCCCAAGAUAUUAGCACAAAGGGACGCGAAUGCUGGUUUACCUAGGGGUCCACGCGCUACUAGAUGGUUUGCACAUUUUAGUUGGACCGACGCUACCCAAUAUGUAUUGAAAGUUUUUAGGGAUGCACUUGAUUCCAUGACGGAGGAUCAGUUUAUUUGGGAACCAUAUUCUGAUGAAUUAAUUGAGAGCCUUCCCGAUUAUUGUCGUGUUGGACGAAAUAUAUGGCGUGCUAGAGUCACAAUAUUUUGUUGGGAUGUUGUCGAGGUUCACUUGCCUGAUCGAGUUAUGAGGCAAUUUGGAAUGAUACAGGAGAUACCACCAACUCCGUUUCCAUUUGAUCCCACACAUUUUAACCACGAUCGUCGGGGAAGGCCAAAUACAAAUUGGGAAUUGGAGCAUGCACAAUGGUUGCCAUUUUGGCACCAACGACUUCGAUACAUUAUUAAUGCGCCGGUCAAUCAUGAACCACUUCGGUACGAUGACCCCUACCUUGUUUGGUUCAGACGCAUUACUCGUCUUGUUAUUGGUAAUCCUACUUCGCGUCCUCAGCGGCAACAAGGUUAUGUGCCUAAUGCAACGACUUAUGAAGCAAUGGUGCGUUAUAUUCAUUCAGUGGUUGAUAAAGCAAAAUCACUCGGUGAUCAGCCAUUAUUUGAGGAAUUUUAUAUGUUUCGUGCAAUGGUGCGGAGUGAAGGCGAGGAAAAGGUGGUGUUGCUGGUAGGAGGGAACGUGCUAUUAAGAGAGGUCAAGUGUCUAUUGAAAUGGAUGAAAUGCAUCAGGAAGAUGCCCAAGCAGUCCCGGAAGAUGACCCAGCAAGAACAAAUUGUAAUAUUGGUUCCACUUCAAGGGGCGACACUCACGAAUUCACUCAGGCAUCAGGUAUGACAUAUCAACCAACAACUACUCAGAUUGUGCCAUACAUGACGCCACAAACUCCACAAUAUUCAAGAGAUCCAAGUCUUUCGUCUUUUGAGAAUAUAUUUGUUGAGAAUGGUCCUGUUUUCAACUCAUCGCCUGUGCAAAUGUCCAUCGAUAUCCCUGAGGCCACUAAUAGAGAUGAU